AUGGCAUUUGAGGUGUCGUAUAGCCUCGAGAAUGAGCAGCAAUUCUGGGAUGGUGAGAGAGCGCCUGCAAAUACCCCCACCAGUGCAAGGCCACAAGGGCUAAUCCGCGACACAGAGCUAGACGACAUCGUAUCGACGCGCUGCCAGGAACACGAGAUCAUCGACAACUCUCUGCGCUCUUUCCUGAACGUUACCACCAACUACAAGUGUAUGCGACCCUUGGAGACCGACUAUAGCAUUGCGAAAUGCAUCUUCCGUUUGCUGGAAGGUGAUCUCUAUGUCGCCAACACGGACUAUGAAGAAGACAACCCCACACUUCACAUCGUAGCAGCUUUUUUGCUGUACGAUGGCCGCCAUCACAAAGACGAUGCCAUCUUCGAGAUGAUGCAUGCCGAAUCCACCUUUCCCAGACUCGUCGAACUGGUCCAGAUGGACGCCGUGCAAGAGGAUACUAGCCUGCAUCAGUUGCUGCUGGAGCUUCUGUACGAGUCCUCGCGCGGUCAACGUUUGACCUGGGAUGAUUUCAGUACGUGGAGGGAACUGCAGCCAGUGCGGUCCCCAUGA
Parastagonospora nodorum SN15 is the source of this 564-nucleotide messenger RNA. RefSeq lists its product as hypothetical. The record is from RefSeq and is a predicted model, not a curated record. Gene Ontology annotation, cellular component: actin cortical patch. Lineage: Eukaryota; Fungi; Ascomycota; Dothideomycetes; Pleosporales; Phaeosphaeriaceae. Gene Ontology annotation, molecular function: Arp2/3 complex binding. Bases 1 to 564 code for a protein of 187 amino acids. Gene Ontology annotation, biological process: actin cortical patch assembly; endocytosis; actin cortical patch localization. The transcript has 3 exons.